Molecule: messenger RNA, 651 nt
Organism: Plasmodium cynomolgi strain B
Lineage: Eukaryota; Apicomplexa; Aconoidasida; Haemosporida; Plasmodiidae
Product: CYIR protein
Exons: 3
Coding region: 1-651 (216 amino acids)
Source: RefSeq, a predicted model, not a curated record
AUGUAUUUUAAACAUUAUAAGAAUAAUGUAAAACAUAGUAGUAGUAAAUGGUGCUCUUACAUUAAUUUUUGGUUAAAUAAUAAAAUAAGAAAUGAGGAAGAUGUUUUAGACAACAAUACCUUUCAUUUAUACCAAAAAUUUAUUAACUGCGAUUUUGAAAUAAAAGACAUGACUGAAUGCAAAUCAUCUGAUAUAUAUUAUUAUGAUGAAAAGACGUUUGAUCAAGUAAAAGAAAUAUAUGAUUUAUAUGAUGACUACAUGGAUUUUUAUGCCUUUAAAAAUAAUGAAGACAAUGUCAUAGCUUGUUCUUCUGCCAAGGCGUGCACAGAAAAAUUUAAUAUCAUAAUAAAAACGGGGGAACAUAGAAAUAAUGACCAUUUGUAUAAUGCACUACAAGAUAUUAAACAUCUGUUUGAAAAGAACGGAUUGACAUCUUUUAACAACUACAGCUCUGGGAAUAUUCCUUUUUUUAUUUUUAUGUAUAAGUUUACUCCAAUUGGAUCCUUAAUAAGGCGACGAAUCGGAAGUAAAAAUCGAAACAUUCAUAAUUUUAAUGAAACAUACACAGGAACAUUUCCGGAUUUUUGCAAAGAAUUUGGUAAUAUAAAUUAUGGAAACGACCGAAUAAAUAUAGCUUAUUAUCCAGAGUGA